This is a messenger RNA of Cuscuta europaea, 1642 nucleotides long. Lineage: Eukaryota; Viridiplantae; Streptophyta; Magnoliopsida; Solanales; Convolvulaceae. The record is from the annotation of a GenBank genome assembly.
AAAAAGAGAAAAAGUCUAAAAGACUAUCCCUCAAUACCAUAUCCAAAUGGAUAUAUCACGGAACAACUAGGAAAUAGGCUUAUUUAUGCCGAACGUGAUUAUGAUACAUCCAAGUUGCGUGAGGAGUUUCAAAGUUUGUAUGCUUCUCUUACCGGUAAGACAACUACAAUUCAUGUGAUUUAUAAGUCAUAUUAAAUGGUUUUGAGUGUUAGGAGAAAAAUGAUUUCAUUCAUAUAUUUUGAUGCUAAUAUUGCAGAUGAACAGAAAGCCAUAUUUGACACAGUAAUGGAAGCUGUGACUAAUCAAAAAGGUGGGGUAUACUUUUUAUAUGGUUAUGGUGGUACAGGAAAAACAUUUAUGUGGAGAACGCUAGCUUCUGCCUUACGUUCUCAGUGUCAUAUUGUUUUAACUGUCGCAUCCAGUGGUAUAGCUUCUCUACUCUUACCAGGAGGUAGAACUGCACACUCUAAGUUUUCAAUCCCAGUUCCUACUUUGGAGAACUCUACAUGCAAUAUACAUCAAGGGAGUGAACUUGCAGAGCUAUUGAAACAGACUAAAUUGAUAAUAUGGGAUGAAGCAACAAUGGCUCAUAAAUUUUGUUUUGAAGCAUUAGACAGAAGCCUAAGUGACAUCAUUAAUAAUGAUGGUGAUUCUAAUUCACCAUUUGGAGGGGAAGAGUGAUUGUCUUUGGAGGAGACUUUAGACAAACUUUACCCGUUAUUCCUGGAGGAAGCCGUUCGGACAUCGUUAAUGCUACAAUAAAUUCUUCAUAUUUAUGGGAAGAUUGUCAGGUAUUGUCUCUUACUAAAAAUAUGCGACUCCAAAAUAGUUUGGAUAUGACAAAUGCUACUGAGCUCAAAGAAUUUUCAAAAUGGAUAUUGGAUGUGGGGGAUGGAAAAAUAUCAGAGCCAAAUGAUGGUUAUGCAGAAAUAAAAAUUCCAGAUGAAUUCUUGAUUAAAGAAUUUGAUGAUCCAAUAGAUGCAAUAAUCCGAAGCACAUAUCCUAACUUGCUGGAGCAAUACAAAAAGGAGGAAUUUCUCAAGUGUAGAGCUAUCUUAGCAUCGACUAUUGAAAUUGUCGAUAAAAUUAACGACUAUGUUCUUUCCUUGCUCCCAGGUGAAGACAGAGAAUAUUUAAGUUGUGAUUCUGUAGACAAAUCAGAUGUAGUCGAAGCAGAAGCAUUUGAAGCAUUGACACCAGAAUUUAUAAAUUCCUUGAGAACAUCAGGUCUCCCAAAUCAUAGGAUACGACUUAAGGUUGGGACUCCAGUAAUGUUGUUAAGAAAUAUAGACCAGUCAGAAGGACUAUGUAAUGGAACUAGAUUGAUUGUCACCAGACUGGGAAAUCGUGUCAUUGGAGCAAGAAUCAUGUCUGAAAGCUAUGGUGGAGAUGAGAUUUACAUACCUCGAAUGUGUAUGUCUCCUUCUCAAUCACCGUGGCCUUUUAAACUUAUCAGAAGACAAUUUCCUAUAAUGGUCUCAUAUGCAAUGACAAUCAAUAAAUCUCAAGGACAGUCACUGGAAAGAGUUGGAUUAUACCUGCCUAAACCUGUUUUUAGUCAUGGACAAUUGUAUGUGGCAUUAUCUAGAGUUCAGAGCAAGCAUGGAUUGAAAAUUUUAAUACAUGAUAAGGAUGGAAAAUC